Messenger RNA from Marasmius oreades (fairy-ring Marasmius), 1278 nucleotides. RefSeq lists its product as uncharacterized. The transcript has 3 exons. The record is from RefSeq and is a predicted model, not a curated record. The coding region runs from base 112 to 1215 and encodes 367 amino acids. Lineage: Eukaryota; Fungi; Basidiomycota; Agaricomycetes; Agaricales; Marasmiaceae.
AUUUUCUAAACCAAUUAUAUUCAGUUUCAUUAUGUUUUUUAGUACGCAGAACCUUCCACACGACGAAAACAUCCAAAACGAGCAGUUCUAUCGUCCGACGAGGAAGAUGACAUGGAACCUUCGGCCUCAUCACCUCCUUUGAAACGGCUACGCCUGGAAGAUGAUAAUGCACUGGAACACUUUCUUAUGGAUGUUGAAGGUGGCGACUAUGAUCAAGACUUCAAGUCUGUGCCGACAGGGCGUCAGAAACGCGCAAUCGUUAAACCCAAGAGAUUCGGAGGGGAAGAUGAAUCACCCACAACGACAAAACAUGACGACACAACGAAGAAGAAGAGAAGUAAAACGAAAAGGGUCGAACUCUCAGAUCCAGAGUCGGAGGAAAAUUUUGAGCCAGAUGAAGAAGACCUUGCACAAGAUUUGGGAACGUUGCAUGACGGCGACGGCGACGAUUUCGAGGACCUUCCGAAACGUCCCUCUAGACCAAAAACCAAAAGUGGUGGCAGAGAGCAGAAAGCAAAGGGGAAAGACACGACGGGACAACCAUCUAGAAAGUCGAAGCAGAAGCCCCAACUGAAUGUCACUACCAGCCCGAUGGUUAAUGUUGUGGACGACUCUAAUUCACCUGUUGCAUCUACUUCACAAGACGUCGUUGUCAUAAAGGAGACCGGUUCCAGCUCCCCGCCAGUAAAAAAGCGCAAGUUGCCACAAAUCAGAAAGAAUAAAUCUAGCACUACUGGGACGCCUAUUGUAGCGAUUAAAUCUGCUGGUACAGUACCGUCCAAAGCAAACAACAUGGAGAGCUCGGACAUCGCGAAGACUCCAAUACUCAGAAACGGUCUUGCUACGACUAGUGCAGACCUCGAUCUGCGGAAUAAUAAUGUUUAUGCAGAAUUAUUCGGAGGGCCCGGUGCGUCUAACAUGCGUUCCGGGACUAACAAGCAAGAGCAAAGACGGAAAGAGUUGGAUAAAAUGAGGGAAGAGGCGCGAGCUAAGAGAGUGACGGAAGCCCGUGGCUCCUUUGCCCUUCAAGCUCAAAUGGAGAAGAUAUUGCGGUUUGAGGAGAGGUUCCGGAAGAGCAACAGUCCUGCUUUAUAUCCAAAUAUCCUCGGCGCAAAGAUGAGGGAGGUGCACGAUCGAGAAAAGGCACGUCGAGGGGAAAGUUCACGAGAUGUUCCGUCGAAUGAACACGAACUAGAGGAAGGAGAGAUGACCUAGCUAUCGUCGUGACAUGAGACAUUGAUAUACGUGCUAUGCCGCAUAAAUAUAAGAUUAAAGCAG